Nasonia vitripennis (jewel wasp) is the source of this 1774-nucleotide messenger RNA. It is a transcript of the gene eIF2Balpha, whose product is annotated as translation initiation factor eIF-2B subunit alpha. Gene Ontology annotation, biological process: translational initiation. The coding region runs from base 122 to 1027 and encodes 301 amino acids. The transcript is spliced from 9 exons. Lineage: Eukaryota; Metazoa; Arthropoda; Insecta; Hymenoptera; Pteromalidae. Gene Ontology annotation, cellular component: eukaryotic translation initiation factor 2B complex. Gene Ontology annotation, molecular function: translation initiation factor activity; guanyl-nucleotide exchange factor activity. The record is from RefSeq and is a predicted model, not a curated record.
CAUGCGACUGCGCUGAGCAGCCGAAACUUCCAUUCACCUCACAACCCCAUUAUUGUGGACGUGCUUACAGCACCAACUAUUUAUAACCUCUGAAAAGUUAAUUUUUGUUUUCUGCUUAAAAAUGGAGAAAGAAGAAAUACGCAAGUACUUUAACGAAAUUAUUGGAAAUGAGAAAGACGUAUCAGCUGGUAUGGCUGCAAUCUGUACCUUAUUAAAAGUUUUGGAGAGAUCAAAAUCGGAAACAGUGCAAGAAUUACGAUAUUGUCUUCAAGAUGCAGUGGAUGAAAUGCGAUCAACUGAUCAUCCAGUGACAGCUAUUGCAUCAGGCUGUGAACUGUUUCUAAGGUUUAUUACCUUAGCAUCACUUGAUACUCCUUCGUUUGAUGAGUGUAAAAAAAUUAUGUUACACAGAGGAAAAAUUUUUUAUGAAAAAUUGAUAGCCGCAAGAGGAAAGAUAGCCAAAUUGGCAUCUAAUUUUAUAACAGAUGGAUCAAGAAUAUUAACACAUUCCCGAUCAAGGGUUGUUUUACAAACUAUGAAAGAAGCAGUGGCUAAUAAUAAGCUAUUCGAAGUAUAUGUCACUGAUUCAUCUCCAGAUAGUAGUGGGAAAGAGAUGUGUAAAAACUUAGGAGAUCUUGGUGUUUCUUGUACACUAAUAUUAGAUUCAUCAGUGGGUUAUAUAAUGGAGCAAGUUGAUAUGGUAAUGGUUGGAGCUGAAGGAGUUGCAGAAAGUGGAGGAAUCAUCAACAAAGUUGGGACUUACACAAUGGCUAUAUGUGCAAAAGAAAUGAAAAAACCACUUUAUGUUCUUACAGAAAGUUUCAAAUUCUCAAGAAUAUAUCCUUUAAAUCAAGUUGAUCUUCCUGACGAAUUUAAAUACACAUCUAGCACCUUAAGGAAAGAUCUCAAAAAGGAACAUCCAUUAGUUGAUUAUACACCUCCACAAUAUAUCAGUCUGCUUUUUACAGAUCUUGGAAUAUUAACACCAUCAGCAGUUAGUGAUGAACUAAUCAAGCUUUAUCUUUAAUAAAUGUGUAAAUUUAGCUGGAAUGACCAAAAUUCCUCCAUCUUACACCUUUUAAAACUGUAUGUGGAUGAAGUCAGGAGAUAAAAAGGAUUUUAAAUGACAAUGCUUUAAUAAACUGAUGUACAUAUAUGUAUAUAUUUAUACAAAGCAUCUUCAAACAAAUCAAUGCAAGAUUUGUACACGUUUUAUUUUUUAUCGAAAGCAAUGCAGCAGUCAUGAGUAUUAAAAUAUUAAAGUAGCUUUAUAUUCAAAAUUCAUCUUUAUAGAUAAAAAGUUUACUGAAUGAGUUUAGUAUAUGAUCAAUGAUGAUUUAUAAAUAUAAAUUUAAAAUAAAGGCAGUGCUCGUCUCCUAAUUUUUCUGGAAUUUUUUUCAAUAUAGAGAAGAGAAUUUCUCUUAAAGGAAAAACAAUAAAAUUUAAAAUAUAUACGAUUUGUACAAAUAUGCUUUUUGCACGGCACUUAACUUAUAUAAAUAAGAAUGACAAAAAAAAUAAUACAAACGACUUGAUAGAAUAUUCUAAGUAGUUAAAAACAGAUGUAAUGGUUCUUACAAUUAUUACAAUACUUCACUUGACGAGCACAUCGAUCUGUGAAUAACAACAUUCGAGAUUUGUAUCUCUUAACAGUUUCCUUUUUCAUUUAUUGCACGAUUAGUAUUCAAAAUACUGUCACGUUAAGCAUAAAAACUGUAUUUCGUGCGAUUAGACAAUUUCAAAAGGGUCAUUAAAUGCGCAACUAAGUUGCUAA